Mytilus californianus (California mussel) is the source of this 1032-nucleotide messenger RNA. RefSeq lists its product as uncharacterized. The transcript is spliced from 7 exons. The record is from RefSeq and is a predicted model, not a curated record. Lineage: Eukaryota; Metazoa; Mollusca; Bivalvia; Mytilida; Mytilidae. The coding region runs from base 36 to 839 and encodes 267 amino acids.
UGGUCCGGUAUUGUUCCGUAGUUUGUUUUUCAGAAAUGGCUUCCGGGUUUACAGAAGAAAUAGUGAAAGAUUUUAUCAUUAAAAAUGGAUGUAAAGUGACAAAUCAUGAACUUGUUACAAAGUUUAAAACGUUUUUAAAUGAUCCAGAAUUCAAAGUUCAGAACAGAGAGAAAUUCAAAGAUUAUGUCAACACACUAGCAACAAUUAAAGUAGAUGAGAAAGGAGAGAAAGUUCUUGUUUUAAAGAAGAGAUAUAGACCUGACAAUGAGAACCAAACUGACAGGGCUAUGUCUGAACCUCCAGACAAACUUUCUGGAGAUGACUUCGAUGGUGGUGGGAUGUCAAAGGUCAGAAGUGAAGGUCAUCUGAGUGUUAAGGACAAUAACUCUGAAACAUCAUCAUUAAGAGGAAGUAUGGAUACACUGUCUGCUUCAUCUCUAGCAUCUUCUACUACUUCCCAGAAUUCCUCAGAUCCUCAGCCAAAUGAGCAAAUGUCCAAAUCAAAAGAGGAUGUCAAUGAUUCUGUGAUCAGUGUCAAAGAUCGAGCCAAACAUUUGAACAAAAUACAGUCGGAAAGUGAAUUACAGCUGACAAGUGAACCAAAUUUACGACGAAAGGAUAUCACCAGACAUACAAGAGACAAUAGAGAAAAUGAUGUUGAUGAUGAUUCACAUUCCUCUGGCGGCGGCUAUACAUCAUAUACACCAGAACAAAAAGAAUGGCUGGUUACAUGUUCUUCUGGAGAAUAUCAUGAAAUACACAGAGUGUUAACUAAACAUCCAUUUAUAGCAAAAACUAGGGACUUCACGAAUGUAAGUAUAAAAUAUUUACAUAUUUAACUGAAAAACCGUUUUUAGGAAUUUGUGUUAAAUUGCAAUGAAAUAAAAUCACAUAAACAGCUGUUACAAUUAUUUUGAAAAGUUUUGAUUCAAAUAUCAUAAAUCCAGCAUAUGUUGGUAUGUAAGUGACUGUUUACUGUUGAAAUAUCUUAAACUAAUAAAAAAAUAUUACUGUAGUGAAAAUCAAGAUAUA